This is a messenger RNA of Ilyonectria robusta, 281 nucleotides long. RefSeq lists its product as uncharacterized. The transcript has a single exon. The record is from RefSeq and is a predicted model, not a curated record. Bases 11 to 208 code for a protein of 65 amino acids. Lineage: Eukaryota; Fungi; Ascomycota; Sordariomycetes; Hypocreales; Nectriaceae.
GAGAAUACCAAUGCCGUAUUCGGUCAGAUUCAAUGAUAUGUUUUAUGGUAAAGUCAACCUCCUCCUUCGUGCUUUGAUAUUAUCCCGAAGCUGGAUGACAAGGUCGUUUAUUCCGCCUUUCUUGCCACAUGCAUUUGGAAUUAGUUCCUCAACACAAAAUAAAAACCCAAUUUCCGUUCUCGGGAUUGAAACGACUAACAAUGAUUGAAAUAUCAUCAGGAUCACCCCUCCUGUUUAUUGCAGAACCGACUGCCUGCGCCUUCAUCCUUGGUGUAAGUCCA